Papaver somniferum (opium poppy) is the source of this 1657-nucleotide messenger RNA. RefSeq names its product ATP-citrate synthase alpha chain protein 2-like. Bases 205 to 1476 code for a protein of 423 amino acids. Lineage: Eukaryota; Viridiplantae; Streptophyta; Magnoliopsida; Ranunculales; Papaveraceae. Gene Ontology annotation, cellular component: succinate-CoA ligase complex. Gene Ontology annotation, biological process: succinyl-CoA metabolic process; tricarboxylic acid cycle. The transcript has 12 exons. The record is from RefSeq and is a predicted model, not a curated record. Gene Ontology annotation, molecular function: succinate-CoA ligase (ADP-forming) activity.
AAAUAAACAGUAGUAGAUGGCAACUACCUAACCCAAGUACCCAACCUCAUGAAUACGAUACGAAUUCAUUGUCAUCAUUAUCAUCACCACUAGUGGAGUUUCCUUGAAGUAAUCACACAUCUCGAAAUUCGAUUGUUGGUUUUCUUGAUUAUUGAUCCCUUUAAAAUUUACUGAGAGUCAGAGGGAGAUCUGUUGAGGGAAAAAAUGGCUAGGAAAAAGAUUAGAGAGUAUGAUUCUAAAAGACUUCUUAAAGAACACUUAAAAAGACUUGCUGGAACUCAAUUGGAUAUUUCUUCUGUUCAGGUAACUGAAAAAACAGACUUUACGGAGUUAACAAACAAAGAACCAUGGGUUUCAUCUACAAAACUAGUAGUGAAGCCGGAUAUGUUGUUCGGAAAGCGUGGGAAGAGUGGUUUGGUAGCUCUAAACUUGGAUUUAGCUCAGGUUGCACAGUUUGUGAAAGAGCGCCUUGGUGUAGAGGUGGAGAUGGGAGGAUGUAAGGCGCCGAUUACCACAUUUGUUGUCGAACCUUUUGUUCCACAUGACGAUGAAUAUUACCUUUCUAUUGUUUCUGAGAGGCUUGGUAGCACCAUUAGCUUUUCAGAAUGUGGGGGUAUUGAAAUUGAAGAGAACUGGGAUAAGGUAAAGACCAUCUUCUUACCAACAGAGAAGCCAAUGACAUCUGAGGCAUGUGCUCCACUGAUUGCUACCCUUCCCUUAGAAGUUCGUUCAAAAAUAGGAGAUUUCAUAAAGGGUGUAUUUUCUGUAUUUCAAGAUCUGGACUUCAGUUUCGUAGAGAUGAAUCCAUUUACGUUGGUGAAAGGGGAGCCAUACCCGUUGGAUAUGAGAGGAGAAUUGGAUGACACUGCAGCCUUCAAGAAUUUUAAGAAGUGGGGUAAUGUAGAGUUUCCGUUGCCUUUUGGUAGAGUUAUGAGUCCUACAGAGAGUUACAUUCAUACACUUGAUGAGAAGACAAGUGCAUCGUUGAAGUUCACGGUUUUGAACCCUAAAGGAAGAAUCUGGACGAUGGUGGCUGGAGGUGGUGCAAGUGUGAUAUAUGCUGAUACUGUUGGAGAUCUGGGUUAUGCAUCAGAGCUUGGGAACUAUGCAGAAUAUAGUGGGGCCCCAAAUGAGGAGGAAGUGUUGCAGUACGCGAGAGUCGUUAUUGACUGUGCUACUGCAGAACCUGAUGGUCGUAAGAGAGCUCUACUAAUUGGAGGAGGCAUAGCUAACUUCACCGAUGUAGCUGCUACAUUUAAUGGGAUUAUUCGAGCCCUUCGUGAAAAGGAAUCCAAGCUAAAAGCAUCAAGAAUGCACAUCUAUGUUCGAAGAGGAGGCCCAAAUUAUCAGACUGGUCUAGCUAAAAUGCGUUCUCUAGGAGAAGAACUCGGCGUCUCUCUUGAGGUUUUCGGCCCUGAGGCAACAAUGACUGGAAUUUGCAAGCAAGCAAUUGACUGCAUCAUGUCUGCCUCAUAAGCUCUCGGAUUAUUAUCUGUCUUAUUUUUCAUGAGUUGUUUCCAGCAUAUGAGUUCAAAGCUGUUAAUUUUUACAUACUUCUUAUUGUAAAACCCAAAACUACCAGAUAAACAGAUCUGUGAUGGACUCGUAUAAAUAAAAUUUUAAUUCAUAAUUCAAUUGAUAUGAUAUUGGGUUGAAA